This is a messenger RNA of Amoebophrya sp. A25, 2553 nucleotides long. The record is from the annotation of a GenBank genome assembly. NCBI's taxonomy places the organism in Eukaryota, Dinophyceae, Syndiniales, Amoebophryaceae.
CUUCAACACACCUGAUGGGAGGUGCUGAGCAGUGAAAACAUGAAUGAUAAUUCUUGAAGCCUCCAAAUAACAAACGGCAUCGUUUAUAGCGUCCAUUACGGUUUUUCUCUAAAUUCUUGGGAGUAGUGGACGUGGUUAUCUUCCCUAUCUUAAUGCUUCUAUUUCCCAAAAAUAAUAUCAACAAACAGUGUGAGAUCGUCUUUCUUUUUUCGAUUCUCUUUGACCCCAGCACCUAGUUCCAGUUUGUUUCUAGUAACUGGAGGUAAAAUUUCUCACUUUUUCAGUCGUCACAAUGUUUGAGGUGUCAGUUCUUUCAACUACCUUUUCACUAGAGGGAGGUGAAGUGAGUUCGCCUCCUUCCGAUAUUAAGGCAGCCACUACUAGUACUAUCACAAGAACUUCUUCUACCCCCUUUAUCUCUACUGUUCACGAUAGUAGUUGUUCUUCAUCAAACGGCCCUUCUAUGUCUACUAGAAGGAAUAACAUCAAAUAUAGUGCCUCAUCUCGUGCUGCUGCUACCUCCACGCGGUUCUUUGACCUGACUUCGCUUGGUCCCUCUGCUCUCCUGCUCUUAGGCAGCUGCGCGACUAGUGAAGUUCGAGCAACAGCGGCAGCCGACGCAACCGGUCACGCUACUAGUACAGCGACAAGUGGCGCAGACGAGGGUGUUUCAGUUAUGGCGAACGAUCAGAUAUAAGCACUCGAAAACUUCUUGAAAUAUGUAGCGAGUUAGUGAUUGAAAUAAGGCACGUAGCUUUUAAAGGCUACUCUUUGCUCUUCAGAAGUAUCUCGGUUAUUCUAAGUCGUUACUCGCUUAUUUUACAGUUUAUCGGAAGAUUAUAGUUAUACAGAGAAGACGUUCUUUAGAAUAAAUUCCUUGCAUAGAAGAAGUAGAAUUUGUACUUCUACUCUACUUUUUCAUAGACGAAAAAGACAACAUACUACUAACUACUUACUUACUUCUUUUCUUGUAUUAAUUUUUUUGACUUCCUCCAAACCUUAUGGGCUACCUUCUAAUUCCACCACCCCAUCGACGAAAGGACCGCAGCACGAGGAGUGGGAUAAGUUUUGGCUGAAGGUGGCCAUCACGCUCAUCUUCAUCGCCUACCUACUUCUUUCGUACAAAAAACACAUGGGCAACACUUUGGACGCCAAUCUCCGCCAAAAGGCGGAUGCCGCAAAACCAGCACUAGACGCAGCAGACGAGGAGAGACCACCAAAGAAGGAGUUCGGGCCGCCACCGCCAGAUAGAGAUGUGACGAAAGAAUGUUAUGAAGAGCCGACGAACAGGACAUUACUCAUCGUCAUACGUACUGCCAGAGUAGUUUAUUCUACUGCAGCAUGUUAGCAGAAAAGUUAUUCAAGUAAGUAAUGAAGAGUGAGCGUUCACGAGGUAAUGAGGAGGGCUUUUGCUGUACUUAUAGCAGAGUAGUUUAUAGCACGCAUGGUGCAUGGAGUAGCAUGGAGGGCAUGGAGCGCAGAGCUUUAAGGGGCGCAAGAAGCUCGCCCUUUAGCUCCAUGCUACUCCAUGUGAUCCAUGCACUCCAUGCCAUGCGAGCUGUGAAACCUUAUAAAUUGCUCUGGCUACUCUAUGUCUAUUGCCCUUGUGGUUGUUCCGCUGGCAUGACGUGUUGGUUCUAUCCAUCGGUCAUAGAAGACGAUAGCAAGGCCAUUUAUUGUUCUUAUUCUUCUUAUGUAUUGCCUAUCUAUUGCAUCAGUUCUUAUCCUUGUUAUGUCAAGCAUCAAACUCAAAUCUUCGACUCGCCUCUCUAAUACCCGACUUUCGAAACCUUACGCAAUUAUGAUGGAGACAAGGAUCGGAUGUACAUUGCAGUAUGUGGCAAAGUUUUCGACGUGCAGGAUAGCGACAACUUUCGAUGUGAUUUUGGUACAACUUGAAGUUGCUUGCUAUGAUACUAGACUUAAAAGUCUUUGUCUUUAUUACUCCUGUAUUCAUAGUUUAUUUCAUCCGCUAGUUAUGCUGUACCAAUUCCAUGAUGAAGAGGCGAUCAUCAAGAUGAAAAGAAUCACGAUUUUCAUCUUUCCUACCGUCCUACGUACAGGCUACGGCAAAUUAUGGGGUGGUAGGGAUGCGACGUACUCGUUAGCCAUGCUAUCUCUAAAGCCAGAGGACGCUGCAAAACUAGACUGGAAAAUUGACGACCUCCCGGACCAGAAUAAGGAAAGUACUCAAGACGACCUGAUUCUAUUUUCUGAUACUUAAAAUAGAAUAGAAGCUUUGGCGUCCUCCACUCUUUACGACCUCUAACUUGGCCUUUACUAUAAUUCUGUACUUAUAUACCCUUUACCUAACCUUAUUUUUUCUUCCUAGUUAGCUUGGCUCCACCCGUAUAUUACGCCCAGAAAUGAAAGUGCUUUCCACCGCGUCUUGCAUUUGGAAAAGUUCCUUGCACAGUACGAAUCUCAUCCUCAGGUCUCAAAAGCUGGUUAGACCAUUUUACGAAGAAAUACACAGUAGUUGGAACCAUGAAGGAGUACGCAGAUUGGGACUUCACUGUUCUUGACGCGUUUGCCAAAAAAACGGAGGAAUAG